This is a messenger RNA of Asterias rubens (European starfish), 3731 nucleotides long. RefSeq names its product nuclear factor 1 X-type-like. The transcript is spliced from 12 exons. The coding region runs from base 274 to 2319 and encodes 681 amino acids. Gene Ontology annotation, biological process: regulation of transcription by RNA polymerase II. The record is from RefSeq and is a predicted model, not a curated record. Gene Ontology annotation, molecular function: RNA polymerase II cis-regulatory region sequence-specific DNA binding; DNA-binding transcription factor activity, RNA polymerase II-specific. Gene Ontology annotation, cellular component: nucleus. NCBI's taxonomy places the organism in Eukaryota, Metazoa, Echinodermata, Asteroidea, Forcipulatida, Asteriidae.
UACAUACAAAGGUGAAGCUAUUCGUUUGGUGACGCAUACUUAUAUCGCAUGACUACUGCAUGCAUGGCAUAAUAUAUACACGCGUGAAUUUCCCACAUUGAGCAUUUACAGUUUGUAAACACAACACAAACCAAAGCAAAUCCGCAUGGAUCCAAGCCAAAAUCUGCCGAUGGCUUUCUACUUCAGUGGUUAGUGUCGUUUACUGAAGCAAUCGAGAAGGAUCAGCCGUGCCAGAAAUCUCUCUGGCUUGUGUUUUUAGAGUCAAUUCGUGACAUGAGUGCCUGGCGUUUGAGAUCUGAAAUGUCGGUGGAUGAGUUUCACCCCUUCAUUGAGGCAGUGUUGCCUUACGUCAAAUCGUUCUCCUACAUCUGGUUCAAUCUGCAAGCACGAAAGCGCAAAUACUUCAAGAAGCACGAGAAGCGCAUGACCGCCCUCGAAGAGCGUCAAUCCAAAGAGGAGCUUGCUAAUGACAAGCCCGAAGUCAAGAAGAAGUGGGCCUCGCGACUUCUCGCCAAACUCCGCAAGGACAUUCGGCCGGAGUACCGCGAGGACUUUGUGCUCAGUGUGACUGGGAAGAAACCGCCCAUGUGUAUACUGAGCAAUCCCGAUCAGAAGGGAAAGAUACGGCGUAUAGACUGUCUCCGACAGGCCGAUAAGGUGUGGAGGUUGGACUUAGUGAUGGUUGUGCUUUUUAAAGCCAUACCAUUGGAGAGUACGGACGGGGAGAGGUUAUUGAAGUCCAUAAACUGUUCGAAUCCCAUGCUGUGUGUGCAGCCACACCACAUCAGCGUGAGCGUCAGGGAGUUGGAUUUGUUCCUUGCGAAUUUCAUUGUACAAUCACCUGAACGAGCACUGAGUGAUUCAGGAGACAGCAUGUCAGUCAAAAGCGGCAGUGAGCCAGAUUGGCACAACCCAUUAACAAUAGUGACGGCCCCUGAAGAGCCAAACAGUUUUUCAACGAGUGGUGUCUUCACAGCCAAUGAGUUAAGAAGAAUUACUCAAGGGUCAAUUUCUGAUGGGUCGUCUAGCACCCUGUCUCUCAACGAGCUUGAGAGUCCAACAUACUACCACUACGCCACCGAUGUCACACAGCCUCUCGCAACGCGCAGACACAUCCAGCCGAACCAUCCAAUCACGAAGAGAAUCAAGCGUAAUUCUAGCACCAUGUCGUCCGCAGAUGAUGACGGUGACAGUGUGGGUGAAGAUACAGAGAAUCUUCAUUUCUACGGGCGAUCGCCGGCGUCGUUGAGCAGCCAGUCUGGCAGUUGGCAUAGCGACAUUGAUCCUGGUACAAGUCCAGUUGUCCCAUCCAGCAUGUCGCACGCCGUUCACAAGCCAAAGAUUUCAGAAGCGGCUAGCAGCUUCACCACACAAUCGUCACCAGGAACGAGGCCAAGAGUCCUCAAAGUUGAACCAAAGAUUGAAGGGGAGGGAGGGCUCUCCUCUUGCUCCAUGAGCCAAGGGUUGCCGCAGACGGUCGAAUACAAGGGUCAAAUUCAAGGCACGAUGGCGUCUUUCACUUACCCCUCAAACACCCAAGCUCCAUACUACACCAACCAGCUGAGGUUACACCCCCAGCACAUUGACUCCACCAUGUCCACCCCUCUUUCAGACUUCGUUCAGCUUGUGUGUCACCAAGACUCUUACCAGCAGCAAGUGGCCAAGAGCAACACAGUUGGCAACACAGGCAGUCCCACCAAAAUAGCCGGGUUCAUCCCCACGGCUAUGCUUCCACCACCCCCUCCUCCGCCAAUGGCCCGGCCCGUUGCCAUAGCAACGUCCAUUGGCCAAACCGGUGCUUUGUCCGGAGUGACAUCACAAACAAGUGUUCCAAACACUACAUCCAGUUCACAAGUCUCAACGUCAUCUUCAGUGCCGCUGUCGUCGUCCACGUCGAGUACGAUCCAGUGCUCCCCUUGUCCGACCACGCCCCCAGCGAGUAGGAGCAUCAUGACGAGCCCCUUCACUGUCCUAGGUGCCAGCCGGUCAGACAAUGGCUUCGUGCAUGCCCAUCAACCACAGGUGCUUUCCUAUCCGAAUAUCAGUCCAAUCAAUAUCAGUCCUACAACGAUUGGAUUUCUUACCUCCCCGGUUGCCACUCCCAGGUCUACGCCUCGAUCGACGCCCAUCCCACGCUGGACGACGCCUCUGAUUUCACUAGAUGAGAAUACAGAUUACACCAUGCUGUCUGGUUUAAUUGCGGCUGCAACGAACGACGAGGCCUUGUUAGGUUAUAAUGAGAGAUUUGUUCCAGUGAAUUUGACAGCGGAACCAAUGGAAACAGCUGGUAACACGGUGACACCAACAGAAACUAAAUAGUUCUGAACAGUUUUAUAAAAGAGGACAGACCAAUUGAUUUUGGGUUAUCACUUUCUCAGUGUUCAGGAGUGACCAGUGUGGAGCUGCUUAGCAAGAGGAGAUGUUGGCUUGUAUUGACUUAUCGGACAUUUGGGAGGUCUUCAGGAACGCUCUUUGUAUCACUAGCAAGGUCCACAGAGAGAUGGUUGUGGCGACAGGGAUUGAUAGACGUUGCUUCUCUUUGUGAAAACAGGCCUAUUUUACAAAUUUGCUAAGCAACGGCAAAUGUUUGCCAAGCUGAAGUUGAUGACAUCCAAAAUUAUCUGGUUAAUUAUUAAUAUUAUUUUUUUAACGGAAAAAUCUUAUAUUUCUGCUUAGCGAAAAUUUGAUAUGCAGAAGGCUGCUUAGCAGUUUUGUCAUGCCUGGCCUUGGUUGUAUACUACAACUGGUGGUGAGUUUGUUUGGAUUGUUGAGCAUCUUAAAGUGGAACGGUUUUGGUUUGCUUCAAGUUUGGAGUUCAACACAAACUAAAUUUUCGGUUUGGACAUCAACUUUAACCCCUUGACACCGAGAAAGAUUAUGAGCAGAGAGUAGGGAUUUUAAAGACGUCUUCAAGGCGACACUUUUUUUCUUAAUGUUUGGUCUUCCCCAUGCUGUGAGCUUUUUAUUCAGGAGAAAAUUUGUAUCAUAACAAUUUGCAUCCCGUUGAGAUUUUAUUUAUAAUAGAAUUAUCGUAUUCUGUAUAGUCCACUUUGUUGUUGAGUUUGCUUCUAAAGCCGUCUUAUUUAAGUUUUUUUUUUUAUUUAUUUUAUUUCAAAGAUUUAUUGGAGAGUAUUUUAAAGAGUUUCAUUUGGGUUUUGUCCUUCAUCUCAGUAUUGAUGGCCUGCAUUGUUUUAUUUUUGUUUUAUUUUUGUGUUAUUUAAACUCUCUCAGAAUUAAUUGCUACAAAGGGAUGAUACAACAGUGGUAGUAAUUAAUUCUUAAUUUGAAGUGCAUUUCAUGAAAAACUGCCACUGCUAGUGUCACCAGUCCAAAACAAAGAAUCCUUUUGUAUAAUAUUUGUCUUGGGUGGAUUUUACAAAGAGUUAGGACUAGCCUUAAGUUUUUAAUAUCUCCUGGGAAUAGUCUUAAGUUAGGACUAGUCCUUACUCUUUGUGAAACAACCCCCAGGCUAUUGGUCCUCGAGAAAAAAAUAGAAAUAUCAUGAAAUGGAAAAAACAAUCCACAAGAAGACAAACAAAAUUAAGUUCUUUUUUUUUUUUUUUUUUUUUGGAAAAAAAUACUCUUCUUGAACAUUUUGAAAGUGAAUAAUUUGCUGUGAAUUUCAUCUUGAUGGAGCCAAUGUUGUAUCAUCCAACUUUGUUCAUGUUCGAUGAAAACUCCUUAUUCUGCUCUGGGACAUUAAGUAUUUUCCUUCGACACCCCCCCCCCCC